Messenger RNA from Hylaeus volcanicus, 1822 nucleotides. RefSeq lists its product as uncharacterized. The transcript has 4 exons. Lineage: Eukaryota; Metazoa; Arthropoda; Insecta; Hymenoptera; Colletidae. The record is from RefSeq and is a predicted model, not a curated record. The coding region runs from base 1359 to 1808 and encodes 149 amino acids.
GCGAAUCACAACUUCGACCUUGCCGGAUUUUCUCAACUGCCAUGGUCGUCCGUGUUCGUCCUAAUUCGCUCGAGUCAUGCACCCUCUGCUAUCAGCGAUCUUGCCACCUCGUACCUUAAAACUGAGAUCUAACAUCUAAGAUCUGGGGGGAAACUCGAAACUUUGACAGAAUCCUCUCAGCAUCUCAAGGAUGAGUCUUUCUUUGGUGAACGUUGUCCUCGGCUCUGGUCCCCAACUCGUUCGAUCGAUCUGGACCUAAUAGAUCGCCACUCGCGGAAAUCGUGAUUCCCCAGCGGUGAUAAGCUGUUUGCCGAUCCGUGAAACCCUCGCGAGGCUGGGGAAAAUCUUUCUGGGAAGCGUGUUUUUCUUCAAGGUCGUCGGUAAUACGAUACCGAGUAAACACUACGCGUCAAGUGCAUCGACUCGCCCGCCAUAUUGACAGGAGAACACGUGAGUUCUCCCUUGCCGCUCCACUCGCCCUUCACUUGGUUUUCCAAGCACUUUAGCCGAUGUUAUCGAAGCACUCCGGUUGGAUUCCUCGGAUACACGAUUCCGAAAUGCCGCAUUAGAAGCCCUGAAACGACGUCGAACGGAAGAAUUAGAGUGAGACGUGUUUAAACUGUUGCAGACGUCUCGGAAGCUUCUUCAACUGUACCCCCUAACUGGAGAUACCGUUCUAAGAAUACCUCGAAAUUUGUGUGAUCAGCGUGCAAACGUUUCUGCUGUACAGUGUGACGUUCGAAUGUGAACUCGCACGUGUGCAGCAUCUCUAAUCGAACAAACAAACUGUAUGCAGAAGUUCGAAACCUGGAGAACAGCUAAGGGCUAUUUCGAAGUGACUUUGAGCAUCGAUGGUUCGGUGGCACGUGACGCGAAUCUUGGCCUUGAAGUAUUGCUCGUUUUAGAGCUCAAAGUUUCACGGGCACAAAAGUUUAGUGAAACUGUGCGGAGGAGUUCCGAAGCACUACACGCGAACCACCGUCUUUAUGGCCGUGCCCGUGCACCCGCCUAAGUAGAUGUAUUUUGAACACGGUGCCGAUCGAUCGAUUGAAAGUGGUCCCCGUGAUUAAUGUGUCUUGAUUCUUAGCCAUCGCGCGCAGAUGGUGACCUCCGAAAAAUUCCGUAAAAUUUAUCGUCAGUGAGUGAGAAAGUGACGGUGCAUAUUUUGUUCGCUAUUCGUCUUACCCCUCAUUUUUCCCUGGAGUUUCGUCGCGUUAUCCCGGACAUCGUUUGUUUUAUUGUUUUUCGGUUGCUGUGACAAGGUGGCGAGCUAACGGCGUGGUUUUCAGGUGACAGUGUGUAUUCGUGUGAUCGCGACUCCGGCCAGGAGUAGCCAUCGAGGUACAUGAAAGAAGGACAUGAACUACUCUCAAGGGAAGGGACGGCUUUACCCGGCCUACAGUUUAAGCGGCAGCGAGGGUGAGGAGAAUUCGCUAAACCUGCGUGGUCGGACUUCCGCCUACCCUCAAAAUAAUCACCAGACCACGCAAUCACACCUCAAUCACUACAACGUCAGUCAGCAUAAACAACGUGGCUACCAGCAGCAACAACAACAUCCGUUGUAUCAUAUGCCCAGCACUGGCGCUGGACUGAGCGACACACCGACGUCUGGCAACGCGUCCGACGAAACUCUCACCGACAGUGACCUAAUCACUGUUGCUCGUGACUCUGCUCUUCUUGUUCAUAACGGUAAGUCACGAAUGCCAGAGCUAAUAUUCAAAGAAAUUUAUCAUCGCAGGUAUUUAUCGCACUUACUUGUUACUAACAAAAAAAAAUAUUAUAUUAUUUUAUCAAUGCUACGAAUUUAAGGUGAAAAGCGGCA